AAUAGCCUUCCAAUGCUGCGGCGCAUCUCUGCGGGCGAAAUGCGAAAGCGGGCACUAACGCUACUACGGCCACCAACCCCUUCAAAUUCUGCCCAAGCUUGCUUCUUCAGAUCUUCGUCUUCGUCUUCUUCAAGUAGAAAUGCUCAGAAUUACCGUCUCCGAAAAAGAAGAAAGUGGCCACUCUCGCCCUACAAGGCCAAAUGGCACGAAAACUUCGACCAUAAACAAGCCAUGCAAGCCCUUAAACAAUCUGCGAUUGUUUCAAGUUCAACGACAACAACCCACCUUCUCUCGUCCCUCAUCGAUUCCUUCGCCGCCUACAACUGCAACCCUACUCCUGAUGCUUACCACUUCGUCAUCAGAACGCUGGCAAAAAGCUCCAAAUGGGAUCAGAUUCCCCCAGUUCUUGGUCGCCUUGAAACCGUUGAAAAUUUUGAGACUCCCGAAUUCAUUUUUGUUGAUUUGAUCAGGAUGUACGGUGAUUCCAGUAUGAUACAGCACGCAAUCGAUUUGUUCUUUAGGAUACCCAGUUUCAGGUGCGCUCCUUCGGUGGACUCUCUCAACUCCUUGCUGUUAGUGCUUUGUAAGAACCGAGAGGGUGUGAUGAUUGUGCCUCAGAUCUUGUUGAAGAGUCAGUUGAUGAGUAUACGGGUUGAAGAAUCAAGCUUUCGGAUAAUGAUCAAGGCACUUUGUAGGAUUAGGCAGGUUGGUUACGCGAUCAAGUUGUUGAAUUUCACGGUCAGUGAUGGGAAUUGUGACCUUGAUCAAGGUCUCUGCUCUAUGAUUUUGUCAACUCUGUGUGAAGGAAAGGAUUUGUCUGGUGUUGACCUCAUGCGUUUCUUUCAAGACAUGAGGAAAUUGGGAUUUUACCCUAAGAGCGUGGAUUGGUGUAAUGUCAUCAGGUUUCUGGUGAAGAAGGGGAGAGGGGAGCAAGCUUUCGAAACUUUGAAGAAGAUGAAGGUGGCUGGAAUUAAGCCUGAUGCAGUCUGUUAUACUUUGGUCAUGGAUGGGGCUGUUGCAGAAGGGAGGUUUGAAAGGGCAGAUCAACUGCUUGAUGAAAUGCUUGUGUUGGGUUUGGUUCCUGAUAUUCAUACUUACAAUGUGUACAUUAACAGUUUGUGUAAACAGGGCAAGGUGGAGGAGGGGUUUAAGAUGCUUGCUUGUAUGGAGGAGUUGGGGUGCAAGCCUGUUGUGGUUACCUAUAAUGUGCUGUUGCAGGGGUUUUGCAAGUCUAGCAGGUUGAAUAGGGCAAUGGAGAUUGUAAAGGAGAUGGAGUCGAAGGGCAUGCAGCUCGGCUCAGAAACGUAUGGAAUUGUCAUUGAUGGAUUGGUAAAGGCAGGUGAAAUUGAUGAAGCUUCUUGUCGGUUGAGGGAAAUACUGGAUAAGGGUGUCUUUCCUGUGUCUUCAACACUUGAUAUAGUAAUAUGUGAGUUCUGCCAAAAAGGGUUGGCUUCUAAGGCUGUGGAACUAUUAAAAGAAACAAUUGGCAAGAAGGUUGCUCCUGGGAUUAGGGCAUGGGAAGCACUACUUGCAUCCGAGUUUAACUCAAUGGGUGCUGAAAUUCCCAUUGAAACUGGAAUAAUUGGAUUAGCAGAUCUUAAAAUGCGAGCAUGAAUAUUGUUAAGCUCCAACAUCAGUGUUUGGUGCAUUUGGUGUUUGAGACUGAAGAGUUUUGGUUAUGCCUUGCUGAAUCUCACAUUUGAACGUUGAACUAACCACACAAUCACUUGGAUGGGCGACGAGCUGAAACAUGAUCAGUUGUAUACUAAUUAUGGAGUUCAUUUAUGUUAAACAAAAGAGGACAUUUCUUUAACACACUGAUGCAAUUAAAUAUAUUGACUACUAUAAAAGAGGCGUUUUCUUCGCA
Diospyros lotus (date-plum) is the source of this 1867-nucleotide messenger RNA. RefSeq names its product pentatricopeptide repeat-containing protein At2g38420, mitochondrial. NCBI's taxonomy places the organism in Eukaryota, Viridiplantae, Streptophyta, Magnoliopsida, Ericales, Ebenaceae. The record is from RefSeq and is a predicted model, not a curated record. Gene Ontology annotation, molecular function: protein binding. The transcript has a single exon. Bases 13 to 1614 code for a protein of 533 amino acids.